GAGUCCGACAGCACACCCUGGUCUAGCUCGAAGGAUGGAAACAGACAUUCUCAUAAUUACGAAGGAGUCUGCAGGAGUAGUCUGGGAAGAGAAGAAGAAAAACUCGAUGAUUAUGGAUUCCUGCUGAGAUGGAUUGAUGCUGAUGGAGAAAAACUACGUGUCGGCCGGCCAGCUGAGAGCAACGGGCUACAGCAUGAUCGCCCUGGCGUCGAUUGUCGUCCUGGCCCGGCUCGCGCUCGUCCUAUGGAAGUCUCGCAGGCUGCAGGUGGCGGACGGGUGGCUGUUGCUCGCUUGGAUGUGCUUUUUGGCCAUGACCGUCGGCUAUCUCGUCGUGACGCCCGUGGUGUAUCGAGUCGACGCCUACGAGCAAGGGGAGAUCGGUGCGUGGCCGGACAUGCUGGACGACGCCCUGUUCAUGAUCCAGAUCUUCUUUGCCAACACGAUGCUGCUCUGGGCCUCGCUGUGGUCCGUCAAGCUGUCGCUUCUCUUUCUCUACCGCACUCUGCUGCAAGCGCUCCCGGACCAGAUGAAGUGGUGGUGGAUGGCUCUGGGGUUUAUCAUUAUUACCUUCAUCGGUGCCAUCGUGUCCAACUUCACUUCCUGCCAGAGCAUGCACGCCUGGUUUACUGUGGGAGAAUGUGAUACUCAUCGAGAUGCCGUGGCUGAGAUCGCCAGUCUAUACUACAGCUUCGCCGUCGACGUCCUCAGUGAUAUCAUGAUCAUGGUGCUUCCCCUCCGUCUUGUCCUAUCGCUCCGUCUCCCGCCGGCGCAGAAACUGGGUGUGGUUACCCUCUUCACGCUGGGCAUCAUCUGCGUCAUCACGGCCAUUGUACGGGUUGUCCAGAUCGGCUCGCGGGCGGACAACGACAGUACCCCGAGCAGCUCCUGGCUAGCUUUCUGGGGGAUUCUAGAAUCAGGGAUUGCUGUUAUGGUCGGCAGUCUCCCUGCGUUCGCUAUUGUCUACCGUCAGACGAAAAGCUUCAAACGGUAUCCCAGCUCGUAUCCUGCACCACGAUACUUCAGACAAGAAGACGUGGUUCUGGAGGAGAUAUCUACUGGAAACCGCACCAUGCUUGUGGAGGGAGAGUGGUGAUGUGAAUGAUCUUUGUCAAUAUGAUCCCUCAGCUGCUGGCCAGCCAUAUGACAGGUAUAAAAGGAUCCUGCUUCUCCCUUCUUCGCCCUUAACACUUACUCUAUUGAGAUACUAUGGGAUGAAAAAAUACUGCCUAUAUUAUUUACUUUUUUUUUGCUGUUUGCAGGAGACAAAAGAGCAGAUUCCUUGCAGAGCUUCUUAUAUUACUGCACCUUCACAGCUAAAAAAAGAGAGUCUGUCAUGUUCCAUUCCUCAUCAAGUCACCAAUCUCUAUCUAGAUAGAGCCACACGAGUCGCAGUAAAGAGGCCAGCUCACGAAGC
Messenger RNA from Penicilliopsis zonata CBS 506.65, 1414 nucleotides. RefSeq lists its product as hypothetical. The coding region runs from base 137 to 1093 and encodes 318 amino acids. Lineage: Eukaryota; Fungi; Ascomycota; Eurotiomycetes; Eurotiales; Aspergillaceae. The transcript is spliced from 6 exons. The record is from RefSeq and is a predicted model, not a curated record.